AUGACCUGGCCACAGGAGAUCGACCGUAUGGAGCUGUCCAACGGGCGAAGCAUGACCCUUUGCGCGCUUCACCAACUGGUGACCUGCGGCAAGUGCUGUCUGGACUUCAGCCUCAACAACUCGGACGAUGAGCACACCGCCGACGAGGACUUGGGCGUGGCCCCGAACGUUGUCAUCGAGAUUCCCGAGAAGACCAAGCACUCCGGCACCGUGUUCCCCUCCAGAUUCGGCCAGAGGAAGAGGAAGCUCAUGUCGCUCGUUGAAUUCUUCCCCGCCAGCAGCUGCGUCCGGGUUAGACCCAACGUCAAGCGCUUCAUGAAUCGCUACGACAGCUUCGAGUGUCCGAUCUACACGGACGGCGCCUGCUUUGACAACGGCGCCGCCGACGCCCGCAGCUGUUGCGGCAUCUUUUUCAAACUGACCUACUUCAGCGACCAGAGUGGCAGUGUCGCUUUCACGCUCGAGGACCGCGACCCGGAUGGCAAAGUCUACCGUCACACGAGCAACCGCGCCGAGCUGCGCGCUGUCAUCGCGGCGCUUCGUUACCGGGUGUGGCAGAGCGAGGGGUUCAGGAACGUCGUCAUCGCCACGGAUUCGACCUACGUCGUCCACGGCGCGACGGUUUGGGCCCCCGCUUGGAUCAGGAAGGGCUGGCACUUGUCGACUGGCGAGCCCGUCAAGAACCGCGACCUCUGGGAGUCCCUCUUGCUCGAGGCCGAGAAGCUGCACGACAGCGGCAUGACCAUGCACUUCUGGAGGAUCCCCCAGGAGUGGAACCACGAAGCCGACAGCGCCGCCAAGGACGCGGCAGAGAACGACCCGCCCGUCGACAAGUUCGUCCAUGCGAUUGGCAUCGGCACCAGGUUUAUGUGA
Colletotrichum destructivum is the source of this 873-nucleotide messenger RNA. Its product is annotated as Putative ribonuclease H domain-containing protein. The transcript has 2 exons. Gene Ontology annotation, biological process: DNA replication, removal of RNA primer. Gene Ontology annotation, molecular function: nucleic acid binding; RNA-DNA hybrid ribonuclease activity. Bases 1 to 873 code for a protein of 290 amino acids. NCBI's taxonomy places the organism in Eukaryota, Fungi, Ascomycota, Sordariomycetes, Glomerellales, Glomerellaceae. The record is from RefSeq and is a predicted model, not a curated record.